This is a messenger RNA of Arabidopsis thaliana (thale cress), 4772 nucleotides long. It is a transcript of the gene REF6, whose product is annotated as relative of early flowering 6. Bases 354 to 4436 code for a protein of 1360 amino acids. Gene Ontology annotation, biological process: unidimensional cell growth; regulation of photoperiodism, flowering; response to brassinosteroid. The record is from RefSeq and is marked reviewed. The transcript is spliced from 8 exons. Gene Ontology annotation, cellular component: nucleus. Gene Ontology annotation, molecular function: histone H3K27me2/H3K27me3 demethylase activity. NCBI's taxonomy places the organism in Eukaryota, Viridiplantae, Streptophyta, Magnoliopsida, Brassicales, Brassicaceae.
CUCUUGCUCUGCCCAAACCCAUCCCAACCCCCUAAAAAAAAUACAAUUUUUUCCUCUGUUUCUUUAAUCCAAUAAAAACAGAGAGACCUAAGAAACGAGAUCAACAAAGCCCGUCGUUUUUUUCGAGGAAAAGUGAAUGACCCUUUAAGAAAAUAACUCUAUUGGCCGGAGAAAUGGUGGAGACUCGUCGAUUCUCUUAAAGUUUGUUUUUUUUUCCUCUCUUCAAAAUUUUUGUUCUGUUUAUACUCUGUAAUGGCGUUUUAAUUUGAUACCUAGAAGUUAAAGUGAACAAAUUUUGAGAGAAAGUCUCUUUUUUUUGUUCUUCCCUGUGUGUGUGAGAGAGAGAGAGAGAUAUGGCGGUUUCAGAGCAGAGUCAAGAUGUGUUUCCAUGGCUUAAAUCGUUACCGGUUGCUCCAGAGUUCAGACCUACUCUAGCAGAGUUUCAAGAUCCGAUCGCUUACAUUUUGAAGAUUGAAGAAGAAGCUUCUAGAUAUGGAAUCUGUAAAAUUCUGCCUCCACUGCCUCCUCCUUCCAAAAAAACCUCGAUUUCUAAUCUCAACCGUUCUCUGGCGGCAAGAGCGGCGGCGAGGGUUCGUGACGGCGGCUUUGGCGCGUGUGAUUAUGACGGUGGUCCCACAUUCGCCACGCGCCAGCAGCAGAUCGGGUUUUGCCCUAGGAAACAGCGUCCAGUGCAGAGACCUGUGUGGCAGAGUGGAGAGGAGUACUCUUUUGGUGAGUUCGAGUUUAAAGCUAAGAACUUUGAGAAGAAUUAUCUCAAGAAAUGUGGUAAAAAGAGUCAACUCUCUGCCCUUGAAAUUGAAACACUUUACUGGAGAGCCACUGUGGAUAAACCCUUCUCUGUUGAGUAUGCCAAUGACAUGCCUGGCUCGGCUUUUAUCCCUCUGAGUCUGGCUGCUGCGAGGAGGAGAGAGUCUGGUGGUGAAGGAGGAACAGUUGGUGAGACCGCUUGGAACAUGAGGGCAAUGUCUAGAGCCGAAGGAUCAUUGCUUAAGUUCAUGAAGGAAGAGAUCCCUGGAGUUACAUCACCAAUGGUGUAUGUUGCUAUGAUGUUUAGUUGGUUUGCUUGGCAUGUGGAGGACCAUGACCUUCAUAGUCUCAAUUACUUGCAUAUGGGUGCUGGUAAGACUUGGUACGGUGUGCCAAAGGAUGCUGCUCUGGCUUUUGAGGAGGUUGUUAGGGUUCAUGGUUACGGUGAAGAGCUCAAUCCUCUUGUGACAUUUUCUACUCUUGGUGAGAAGACAACUGUGAUGUCUCCUGAAGUAUUUGUUAAAGCCGGAAUACCGUGUUGCAGGUUAGUGCAAAAUCCUGGAGAGUUUGUCGUCACCUUUCCGGGAGCUUAUCAUUCGGGAUUUAGUCAUGGAUUUAAUUUUGGAGAAGCAUCUAACAUUGCCACUCCCGAAUGGUUGAGAAUGGCUAAAGAUGCUGCUAUCCGGCGAGCUGCUAUAAAUUACCCUCCAAUGGUUUCUCAUCUCCAGCUACUUUAUGACUUUGUAUUGGCUCUAGGUUCUAGAGUGCCAACAAGCAUCAAUCCCAAACCACGGAGUUCUAGAUUAAAAGAUAAGGCAAGAAGCGAAGGAGAAAGAUUGACCAAAAAGCUAUUUGUGCAAAACAUUAUCCACAACAACGAAUUGCUUUCUUCUCUCGGAAAAGGAUCCCCAGUGGCCCUUCUCCCACAGAGUUCCUCAGAUAUAUCAGUUUGUUCUGACCUGCGAAUUGGAUCCCAUUUGAUAACCAACCAGGAAAACCCAAUCCAGUUAAAGUGUGAGGACUUAAGUUCUGAUAGUGUUGUGGUUGAUCUCAGUAACGGUUUAAAGGAUACAGUUUCAGUGAAAGAAAAAUUUACAUCUUUAUGUGAAAGGAGCAGAAAUCACCUAGCAAGCACGGAGAAGGACACUCAAGAAACUCUGUCUGAUGCUGAAAGGAGGAAGAAUGAUGCAGCUGUUGCGCUUUCGGAUCAAAGGCUUUUCUCUUGUGUUACAUGUGGAGUCUUAAGCUUUGAUUGUGUAGCUAUCGUUCAACCUAAAGAAGCAGCUGCUAGAUAUCUCAUGUCUGCAGAUUGUAGCUUCUUCAAUGAUUGGACAGCUGCUUCUGGAUCUGCAAAUCUUGGUCAGGCUGCAAGAUCACUUCAUCCUCAAAGCAAAGAGAAGCAUGAUGUAAAUUACUUCUACAAUGUUCCUGUUCAAACUAUGGAUCAUUCAGUGAAGACUGGCGAUCAAAAAACUUCAACAACUUCCCCGACAAUAGCGCAUAAAGAUAAUGAUGUUCUUGGGAUGUUAGCUUCAGCAUAUGGAGACUCUUCUGAUUCCGAGGAAGAAGAUCAAAAAGGCUUAGUUACCCCUAGUUCCAAAGGGGAAACAAAAACGUAUGAUCAAGAAGGUUCAGAUGGCCAUGAGGAGGCUAGAGAUGGUAGAACUUCUGAUUUUAACUGCCAGAGACUAACCAGCGAACAGAAUGGGUUAAGCAAAGGCGGAAAAUCAUCACUUCUGGAAAUAGCUUUACCAUUUAUUCCAAGAUCUGAUGACGAUUCAUGUCGGUUGCACGUGUUUUGUCUUGAGCAUGCUGCGGAAGUGGAACAGCAACUUCGUCCUUUUGGGGGGAUUAACUUAAUGUUACUGUGCCAUCCAGAGUACCCCAGGAUAGAGGCUGAAGCAAAGAUAGUUGCCGAAGAGCUCGUCAUCAAUCACGAAUGGAAUGAUACUGAAUUCAGGAAUGUGACCCGAGAGGAUGAGGAAACGAUUCAGGCAGCGUUGGAUAAUGUUGAAGCUAAGGGUGGGAACAGUGAUUGGACCGUAAAAUUGGGUGUUAACCUUUCUUACAGCGCUAUUCUCAGUCGCUCUCCUCUGUACAGUAAGCAGAUGCCGUAUAACUCCAUCAUAUACAAGGCGUUCGGUCGCAGCUCUCCAGUAGCGAGCUCACCCUCGAAACCCAAAGUCUCUGGUAAAAGAUCGUCCAGACAGAGGAAAUAUGUUGUUGGAAAAUGGUGUGGUAAGGUUUGGAUGUCACAUCAGGUGCAUCCCUUUUUGCUGGAGCAGGACUUAGAGGGGGAAGAAUCUGAAAGAAGUUGUCAUCUUCGAGUUGCUAUGGAUGAGGAUGCCACUGGAAAGAGAUCGUUUCCUAAUAAUGUUUCCAGGGAUUCGACAACAAUGUUUGGAAGAAAGUAUUGUAGGAAGAGAAAGAUAAGAGCAAAGGCGGUGCCACGCAAGAAGCUUACUUCUUUUAAGAGGGAAGAUGGAGUUUCUGAUGACACAUCAGAAGAUCAUUCUUAUAAGCAGCAAUGGAGGGCUUCCGGGAAUGAGGAAGAGUCUUAUUUUGAGACAGGGAACACAGCUUCUGGUGAUUCAUCAAAUCAAAUGUCUGAUCCGCACAAGGGAAUUAUCAGACAUAAAGGUUAUAAAGAAUUUGAGUCAGAUGAUGAGGUUUCAGACCGUUCACUUGGGGAAGAGUAUACUGUACGGGCAUGUGCAGCUUCAGAGAGCUCAAUGGAGAAUGGCUCUCAGCAUUCAAUGUAUGACCAUGAUGAUGAUGAUGAUGAUAUCGACAGGCAGCCUAGGGGGAUUCCAAGGAGCCAACAGACAAGAGUUUUUAGGAAUCCAGUUUCAUAUGAGUCAGAAGAUAAUGGCGUUUAUCAGCAAAGCGGAAGAAUAUCCAUAAGUAAUAGGCAAGCUAAUCGAAUGGUUGGUGAAUAUGAUUCAGCAGAGAAUUCUUUGGAGGAACGAGGCUUUUGCAGUACAGGGAAAAGGCAAACCAGGUCAACAGCCAAACGAAUAGCAAAAACCAAGACAGUUCAGAGUUCGAGAGACACAAAAGGUCGCUUUUUGCAAGAAUUUGCAUCUGGAAAGAAGAAUGAAGAAUUGGAUUCAUACAUGGAGGGACCUAGCACACGGCUUAGGGUGAGACAUCAGAAGCCGUCGAGAGGGUCUUUAGAAACAAAACCAAAGAAGAUUGGUAAGAAGAGAAGUGGUAAUGCUUCCUUCUCCAGAGUUGCAACUGAAAAAGAUGUGGAGGAAAAAGAAGAAGAAGAAGAAGAAGAAGAGAAUGAGGAAGAGGAAUGUGCAGCAUACCAAUGUAACAUGGAGGGUUGCACGAUGAGUUUCAGUUCGGAAAAACAGUUGAUGUUACACAAAAGAAACAUAUGCCCAAUUAAAGGCUGUGGUAAAAACUUCUUCUCACACAAGUAUUUGGUUCAACACCAGCGUGUUCACUCAGACGACCGUCCUCUGAAAUGUCCAUGGAAGGGAUGUAAGAUGACGUUCAAGUGGGCUUGGUCUAGAACCGAGCACAUAAGGGUUCACACAGGCGCUAGGCCUUAUGUUUGCGCUGAACCGGAUUGUGGUCAAACAUUCAGGUUUGUCUCUGACUUCAGCCGGCAUAAAAGGAAGACCGGUCAUUCGGUUAAGAAGACCAACAAAAGGUGAUUUAGGCUCUAACAUGGAAUCUAUCAUGAAGAAGAUUACUCCAUUGAUCUAUUAGAAGAAAAUUGGAUUGUACGAAUAUUAGGGGUUUUCUAAGUGUGUAUGUCUCUCUGGUCCUCUGUCAAUUCGGGAUUAUAAAGUCAAAGUCUUAACAUUUGGAAUAGCCAUUGUUUGUUGCAGACGUUUUCACUUUCAGACAGAUUCUCUCUUUGUUGUAUUCUCUAUUUUUGCAGUUGAAUGAAUCUGUAACAACAACAAAUCCUGGUGUAGGAAAAGCAUUGUGUUACUCAAGUAUUUGACAUAUAUGGUUGUAUACGUGGCUUAUCCUGGUUGGUUGAC